AGUUUUCGUCGAGCUCUCCAAGUGUCGAAAUGAAUAUUAGACGGGCACAGUUAUUAUUAAGUCAGCACAUAUAUUUUUCCGUAACAUAAAAAGAUAAAAAAUAGUAUGAAAUAUAAAAAUAACAGUGUGAAAUUUAGACUUUAUGCAAUCGGAAAAAAUAAUUUCGAUACUUUUCUUCUCAAUUUCAAAUCAAAGGUGUAGGAAAAAUAUUGUUUUGAAAAAUUCUUCUUGAGACUCGUAAAAAUUCAACAUUAAAAAAUGCAUAUGUCUAAAGAAAUCGAAGUGCAAGUCAACGACGAUAGCAAUAAUGAUCAAGACACUGAAAGCGAAGGUGUUUUAUCAGAAAAUUCUCAACUCGACGACCUUUACACAAGAUACAGGAAACGUUUAAGGAAAUCGUUGUUUAUAUCUGGUCUUGGAAUAUCUCUAGUAUCAUGCAUCAUAUCAAUUCUAUUUUGUUAUUUUGGAAAUCAGGUGCAGAAGCCUGUCAGUCUCGCUCUUCUAGCUGUUGCAUGCUUCGUUAUAAUAACGAUAUUAACAUCACUGCAAUUUCCGGGAAUUAUGAGUUCACCGUGGGCCGCUUUAACAUUUGCAACAUGUUUCACAGCUGUACUUGGAAGUGUAGCAACGUUUGUAGGAGAUGAAAUUGCGCCAUUACCUCUCUACGCUCUUAUAAUGGCAACGCACACAAUGUUACCAAUAUCAUGGCCUAUAUCAGUAAUAAUUGCUAUGAUGCUAUCAAUUUUCCACAUUGGGUAUCGAAUAGGCUUGGUUUUAAAUGAAAACGAAGAUGUUUACAUAGCGAAAGUUUUAGCUGAAGUGGUUUUCCUAGCCAGCGCAAGUGUCUCUGGUUUAUAUUACAGAAUAAUGUCAGACGCAGCACACAUAGAUGCUGUUGAUGGAACAAGAACUGGUAUCGAGCAUCGUGUUAAGCUCGAAUGUGAACGCGAACAACAAGAACAAUUACUGCUCAGCGUUAUUCCAGCUUACAUUGCGGCAGAAGUCAAACGGAGUAUUAUGCUGAAAAUGCACGAAUGUCAAUCAACGGGACAAUCGCAAACACGUUUUCAUGAAAUGCAUGUUCAAAGACACAACAAUGUUUCAAUUUUGUAUGCUGACAUUGUGAAUUUUACUCCGUUAUCAGAACAGCUUUCUGCAAGCGAUCUUGUCAAAACAUUAAAUGAGUUGUUUGGUCGUUUUGAUCAAUUGGCAAUGGAAAAUCAAUGUCUACGAAUAAAAAUUCUUGGCGAUUGUUAUUAUUGUGUAUCUGGUCUCCCAAUAUCUCGUCCUCAACAUGCUGCAAAUUGCGUUAAUAUGGGAUUGCAAAUGAUUGACGCUAUAAGAUUUGUGAGAGAGGCUACAGGGAGUAAUAUUGACAUGAGGAUAGGUAUCCACACAGGCAAUGUUUUAUGUGGCGUUCUUGGCUUGCGAAAAUGGCAAUUUGAUGUAUGGUCUGACGACGUUACGUUGGCAAAUAAAAUGGAAUCAGGUGGACUGGCUGGACGAGUUCAUAUAACAAAAACAACGCUGGAAUAUUUAGGAGACAAAUUCGAAGUAGAGCCUGGCAACGGAGCAGCAAGAGAGCAAUAUCUCGCUGAUCACAAAAUAGAAUCUUAUCUCAUCGUUCCACCAAAGAAAUCGAAUCUGGAUCUUCAGACUUUGUCGAUACAACAAGCAUCAAUUUGUAUUUCGGAGCCAGCCGAAGAAAGUCCAAACGAACCAAUAUUUAAUGUUCAGCAGUAUAUUAAUUCUGCAACGCCUUCACCACCCCCACCUAUAACUAUUUCGGUAGGAUCACCACCCACCUCGCCCCAAUCACUUGGAAAUGAAGAAAAAGAAAAUCUUCUGACUUCAAACCAUUCACAUCCAGCGACAAUCGCCGAAGAACAACAUGAACAUGACGAGGGACUUGUGUUUCGUAAUUCAUCGUUAUCAUUACCCUUCGAGCAAUCCCCUACGACCCCAUCACCUACCACAACUGUAACAGCUUCGACUAACAACAAUUCAGCAUGCAAUCAAGUCAAGACAUCUUUACCAGAGAGGUCGCAAAGUGAUAGAAGAAAGUUAUCAGUAACAAAUAUUAUGAGUUUCGGUGAGCGACGACGCUCCACAAGUUCCAUAUUUUCCGAUAUGAGAAAAAUGUCAAUUACAAAUUUUGAUAACCUCAAAUCGCCUGGCAUUGCAACGCCAGGUAUACCAUCAAGAACAAGGCCUUCGUCAAAGAUGACAAAAUAUGUCGAGUGCUGGGGGGCUGAUAAGCCGUUCGCAAAUAUAACUGAUUCGAAAAUGGCUAAAAACAUCGGACUUGCCAGUAUUGCCAUGAUCGAAUCAAAUUUGUUGCCGGAAGAGAAUUAUUGCAAUGGGUGCCGAUGUUGGGGUCCACCAAGAGAAUUACAACCGGUCACCAUGUGGUAUCGUAAUUCAGCAAAGGAAACAAUGUUUCGAGCUCAACCUGACCCAACAUUUCGAUUUGAUUUGAUUUGUGCUACAAUGAUGUUUGUGUCUAUUGUAAUCAUUCAAUUACUUGUGUUCAAAAAAAAUUUUCUUCUCAUCGGAUCUUUGGGUGCCACUAGCAUAUCAAUUGGAUUAUUUUUAUAUUUAUGUCACUAUGAAAUGUCAGGAUCGUCACAUCCGGGGAAUAAUGGUCCUGGACAAAUUAUAUCAUCCGUUCGCUCAAUCCGACUUGCGAUAUUUCUAAUCACAACAACACUAAUUGGUGCUUGUGCUGUCUUCAAUGUAAUUGAGUUUAACCCAAUAAUCAAUCAACCUAUGUUUAUUGAUGUUAUACAAGAUGAGAACUUAACAACUCUCAAUAACAUCACAAACAUAACAACAGACUUUCCACAAUUCACCCCCGCUAUAAAUCAUGAGGAAUUAGAGAUACCGCCAAUCUACUUAUUUCUUUGUGGUCUUAGUUUGUCUGCCAUCUCGGCAUUUCUCCGUGCCGGAUUUAUAUUAAAACUUUUCAUAAUGAUAUUCACUGUUAUUCUCCAAACCAUCAUUCUCUAUUCAAGCAGACUAUUCGAGCAAUAUGAAGAUGAUUCUAAUAGCAUAAUUCCAUUAGCGGUUCGUGGUGGUUUGUUGCUUUUAGUCAUUGUGGCUGUUCUUCACACACUUGAUAGACAAGGAGAGUUUGUUUCACGAACAGAUUUUCUGUGGAAAGCAAAGUUGAAAGUCGAGCAGGAAGAGGUCGAAACUAUGAGGGGAAUUAACAAGAUUCUUCUUGAAAAUAUAUUACCGGCUCAUGUCGCACAACAUUUUCUGAAGAAAGAGCGUGUCUCACAAGACUUGUAUCAUGAAAGCUACUCAAGUGUCGGCGUGUUGUUUGCCUCAAUUCCCAACUACAAAGAGUUUUAUGACGAAACGGAUGUUAACAAGCAAGGGUUGGAAUGUCUACGAUUAUUAAAUGAAAUCAUUUGUGAUUUUGACAAAUUGCUUCUGAAGCCGAAGUUUAGUGGAAUCGAGAAAAUAAAGACGAUAGGAUCAACAUAUAUGUUAGCUUCAGGCUUGAGGCCCGGAAAAGAAGAAGGAGCUUUUGAUGCAAAGAGAACUGAAGAACAUAACGUCGUCGUGCUAGUAGAUUUCGCUAUAGCAUUAAUGCAAACUCUUGACACCAUAAAUCGGGAGUCAUUUCAGCGCUUCCGUUUACGGAUGGGGUUAAAUCACGGUCCAGUUAUUGCAGGCGUUAUAGGAGCUCAAAAACCACAGUAUGAUAUUUGGUCGAAUACCGUAAAUGUUGCUUCGAGAAUGGACUCAUGUGGAGUUUUAAAUCGACUGCAGACAACAGAGAAUACUGCAAAAGUUCUGAUGGCAGCGGGAUAUGGAUGUGUCUGCCGUGGACCAAUUCCAGUUAAGGGUAAAGGCAUUCUAACGACUUAUUUCGUCAAAACUCCGUUUGAUGAUAAAUUAUAAUUUACAUUUAGUUUACUCUCAAUAAUUAUCUUGCUUGAGUUAAAAGAUAAACGUAAUUCUGUUAUUGUGAAUCCCUUCUUUAUGUUUUUCAUAGUAAAUCCGGUUUUUAUACAACAUUUCCACUUCUUUGCGCUAUAAAAGCUUUACUUGUUUAUUCAGUACUUAAAUUGUAUACCUCUUACGUUCUCAAGGAGCUUUUACAUUUCUCGAAAUUGCAUACCUUUUAAAGGAUUUGAAUGAAAAUGAGAAUAAAAAGUUGAGCGUUUCUCUUCGUUUCGUUCUCAUCAUUAUUUUUAUUAUGAUGACGUAGCUCUUGUGUUAGGCUUAAAACUUUUUCAAAUGAACGAAACCUAUUAAGUCUGAUUAAAAAAAUCCUUUAGUAGACAGCUGAUAAGUCCUGACAAAAACAAUUUAUACAAACAUCAUCUUUAGGCAAGAUAAAAAAAGGCCAAAUUAAAAAAAUCCAAAUUAACCUUUGACAAGAAGCACAAUAUGAUUAAAAAAAGAAGAAAUAUCUAAUUAGGAAGUGAAUUUCAAAAGCAUCUAAUAUUUACAUAUAAGCAUAAGCAUGAAGGCUGAUAAUAAUAUGAUUCAGAUACAUAAACUUAUUUUGAUUAAAGUAAUUAUCAUGAAAAAUAAAAAUAAAAAUCAUAGUUCUGACAUGCACAAGUCUGUCUACUUGCAGAACCAUUUUAGAUGCUCAUUUUAAUGAAACUAAAUCCAAAAGUACACAAAUAUGAAACUUAUUCUUCGGAGCUUUUAUCAAAGUUUUUAAUGCUUUGAAUUUAAAAUACAAACUCAGAGGGAUUUCUAUUAAAAAAUAUUUAAAAUUUACUCUUGACAAUCAAAUUAAACUUUAACUAACUCAGAUUAACUUUACCCUCUGAUUUAAUUUAUUUCUAGUGGAGUUGUUAUUGUCUUUUAUUAAAUAAUUUCCAUUCUACAUUUUUCCCUAACGAGUCUAUUGUUUCCGCUAUUGUUUAAAGUGAAACAUUACCAAAGUUAACAUAAUGCCAAAAUAUUACAAGAAAUUGUAUUUAGAAUUAUAAUUUUGAAUAAAAUGUUAAUAGUUCGAGUUAAUUUAUAAUAAAUGAAUUAGAUAUUCUUUUAGGUUUUCAUGAUAAUUGUAAACAAUCAGAUUAUUUUCUUAGAAAGAUUCAAAAGUAAAUUUUCAUUUUAAAGACCUCUUUUUAAAAUGAAAAUCCAAUAAUAGAAAAAGGAAAAACUUGACAAAUGAUUCAAUUCAAAAAAAAAUGUUAUACAACUUUAAAAAGAAAAAAUACAUUUUGGAUCUUAUCGUGUUUUUAAAGCUUAAAUAUAGAAAACAAAAGUAAGGAAAGCCUUCAAGGAUUAACAAAUUAACGUGAAGGAUUGGAGAGAUUAAAAGAUGGAAAAAUGCGUACCCAAAUUUUCUUUUGACUUCAAGAUACUCUUUCCACUUUUUUUAUUACUUAAACUUUUGAAAUCAAUUUUCAAAAACAGGUUGAAAAAGAAAGUUUUCCUCAGAGGAAUGAAAAGCGUCUCGUUUGUAAAAAGCAAAUUGAUAAAUUUAAGGAAGUAAAGCUUUCCGUUACUUAUUUAAAGCUCGAAAAAUAUAUUUUUUUCGUAUAUUUUUAAAACCUACAGCUAUUGUUAAUAAAAGAUAAAUUAUAAUAAAACGAAACUGAUAUAUCAUACAUUUUAAUUUAUUCUUUCUCUGAGCACGUUUUAAUUUUUCCCGGCAAC
This is a messenger RNA of Clunio marinus, 5637 nucleotides long. Lineage: Eukaryota; Metazoa; Arthropoda; Insecta; Diptera; Chironomidae. The record is from the annotation of a GenBank genome assembly.